Geodia barretti is the source of this 1976-nucleotide messenger RNA. Lineage: Eukaryota; Metazoa; Porifera; Demospongiae; Tetractinellida; Geodiidae. The record is from the annotation of a GenBank genome assembly.
GCCUAUUUAUUUCGGACUCUUUCCAGGCUGGGCUGGGGAAGUAGAUCUAGAGGAAAGUGGACAUGGAGCUACCUCACGACAGUAACGGAGACCUGGACUGGAACACGCUGGGCAAAAUCUUGACUGCACACAUCCUAGGAGAGGUGCUCCACGCCAAGUUUGUGGACUGGAAAUAUGGCAGAAUCGGGAGAGAUAUCACGGUGGACACCUCAUGGCAGUUUGCCUACGAGAAAAACGACGUAAUGGUUCUGAAAAAGUCGUUUCCAGACAGUCCUCUGUGUGCGUUCAUGGGUCGAGGUGUGAUUGAGCUCCCGCUGGAAGAGGUGUCCCUGUUCAUUGCAGACAUCUCACACAGAGAACAGUGGGACAAGCAUCUCGUGAAUAUUGAAGUUCUGCAAGAACUCUCGAGUACAGAUUUCCUAGCUCGCAUGCAUUACAGAGUGAGAAAAUGUGUUAUUCGAUUCGAGAGGGACGCUGUGUAUUACGAGAGAGCCUGCCACGUGGACGAUAAGUUUGUGAUGACGGCACUCUCAGUCGACCUGCCAAAAUAUCCUCCCAUUCCUGGACUAAUGCGAGCUCAGAUCCUGUCAGGCUCGGGCUGGGUUCUGGAGCCAUAUGACGGUAGCAGUCACACCACACUCGUCACUUACCUGGCACAUUUUGAUCCCAAGGGACUCCCUACAAUCGUUGUCAAUCAGGUCAUGCAGAGACAAAUCAUGGCUAUUAGCUGCAUUAGGGAUCUCCUCGCACCGUCUCUGCCUCCCUCGCCCUCUCCGCAGUCCACCCGUCGACUGAAGAAGAGCAAGAAGCGCGGCAAGGGAUCCACUUCGAGCCUGCCCCACAUCCAAUUUCUGGACAGCAAUGCAGAGAACAGUGGAGAAGGUGAGGCAGCACCAUACGCAGCAUCAUCGGGAAACGGGACAACAGACACCACUGCCCGGUUUGAGGAUCCGGUGUCGGUGUAUGCGUUCAUUCACAGCAGCAGCCAGACAUGAUGAGGAUGGAGAGCGUGCCGUGGGACAUGCACCACCACUGGGACGGAGACGAGGAGCAUAGCCACACCCACUGCGAAGCCAUGGAACCGAGUCCCCGUACCGAGCGGUUGCGGUCCUAUUCCGAGGGCGAAUCGGCCAGUCCCCAUUCCGUUCCAGUGGUCCAGCCCACACUCAUGCAUCAGAUUUUGGAAGAUUCAGAGGACAAACGUCAAGUAACGUAGCAGCUUGGACACAAUAAUAUUGUCAAAUGUGUGUUGUAAUCACUACUCUUUUCUCUUCAAGUUUGAGUGUCCAUGGUUCAUGAGGUUCAUGAAUAGAGGGAGUAAUAUAAUUAUAUAGGGAGGAGGCGGGGUCCAGUAAUCAAUUAGUGUAAAUAGCGUCAGGAGGUGAGUCAGGGAAUGAGGGGGGAGGAGUCAACCAGUCGCAGUGGUCCCCGCUCAGUGGAGGUAGCGGUCCUGCAACAGCCGGGCCACGCGGCAAGGGUCGGGACACACGUCCUGUUGGCACAGGGCUGGAGGGAAUUGUCGGUCCCUCUGUCCAUCUGACUCUCUCCCCACACCAGCGAUGACUCAAACGCUUCCUUCACCUUUUCAAUCUGGGAGAGAACGUUGGCAUAGAGAGUCGGGUCCAGCUGGUAGAUCUCCCCGGGGUCAGAGUUCACGUCGUAGAGGAGGGGAGGGUCGUAACUAUGGAGACUGAAGUUGCCACGACAGACCUCGUCAGGGUAGGUAUCAGGACAAAGACCACCGUGGGAGUUGUAAUGAGCCUUGUACUGGUUCCAACGAACGGCAGACACACCCAGUGACGGCUUAACAUUGUCAGAAAAGAAGAAGUACGUAUCCCUGGGGCUAGGCUGGUUCUGGAAGAGCAGGGGAGAUAUGUCGAGGCCGUCCAGAGUCACUUGAGGAGGCAGAGGAGCUCCAGCCACCGCUGCAAAGGUCGGGAAGAGGUCGACUGUAGCUGCCAUCUUGAGAGAAGAGA